Messenger RNA from Hevea brasiliensis (rubber tree), 600 nucleotides. RefSeq lists its product as uncharacterized. The transcript has a single exon. Gene Ontology annotation, molecular function: RNA-DNA hybrid ribonuclease activity; nucleic acid binding. NCBI's taxonomy places the organism in Eukaryota, Viridiplantae, Streptophyta, Magnoliopsida, Malpighiales, Euphorbiaceae. The record is from RefSeq and is a predicted model, not a curated record. Bases 1 to 600 code for a protein of 199 amino acids.
AUGUACUUUGAUGGGGCCAUGAAUAAGAGCAGAGCUGGUAUAGGGGUAGUUUUGGAAGCACUAAAUGGAGAACAAUUAUUAAUGUUAAAAAGGCUAUGUUUUCUAGCCACUAAUAAUGUUGCAGAAUAUGAGGCUUGCAUUUGUGGCCUAGAUGUAUUAAUAGCUAUUAGGGCUAAAAAAGUGGAGGUGUUCAAUGAUUCAAUGCCAGUGGUUUCCCAUGUUAAAGGUGUAUGGGAAUUGAAAGAAGAAAAGUUGAGGCCAUACUUAGAGUAUGCUAAUAAACUAUUAUUUAGCUUUGAGGAAGUGACUGUGAAGCAUGUGCCUAUAACUCAGAACCAGAUGGCUGAUUCUCUAACCACACUGGCAUCCUUAUGGGAGAAGGGCGAUCAGAAGCUAACCCAGCCAGUUAUCCUGAUGAGGAGUAGAAUCCCAUGCUAUGAAGGGUUAAUAAUAGCACAUUUAGAUCUAGAAGAUGAGAUGAAAUGGUAUGAGGACAUAAGAAGAUACUUAGAGGUAAGAGAAUAUCCACAAUCAACCAAUAGUAGAGAUAAAGCUACAAUCCGUAGAUUAGCCACUCAGUUCACUUUGGCUGCAGAGUAA